AUGGCGCAAAGGAGUUUUAAAAGUACGGUCUCCACCAUACCUACAGACAGAAUAAACCAGGCUGAUCUAGAGGAAGCUACAGAUAGAAAACAACAGGCUGAUCUAGAGGAAGCUACAGACAGAAUACAACAGGCUGAUCUAGAGGAAGCUGCAGACAGAAUACACCAGGCUGAUCUAGAGGAAGCAACAGACAGAAUGCAACAGGUUGAUCUAGAGGAAGCUACAUACAGAAUAUACCAGUCUGAUCUAGAGGAAGCUACAGACAGAAUACACAAGGCUGAUCUAGAGGUAGUUACAAACAGAAUACCCCAGGCUGAUCUAGAGGAAGCUACAGACACAAUACACCAGGCUGAUUUAGAGGAUGCUACAGACAGAAUACACCAGGCUGAUCCAGAGGAUGCUACAGACAGAAUACAACAGGCUGAUCUAGAGGAAGCUGCAGACAGAAUACACCAGGCUGAUCUAGAGGAGGCAACAGACAGAAUGCAACAGGUUGAUCUAGAGGAAGCUACAUACAGAAUAUACCAGUCUGAUCUAGAGGAAGCUACAGACAGAAUACAACAGGCUGAUCUAGAGGAAGCUACAAACAGAAUACACCAGGCUGAUCUAGAGGAAGAUACAGACAGAAUACACCAGGCUGAUCUAGAGGAAGGUACAGACAGAAUACACCAGGCUGAUCUAGAGGUAGUUACAAACAGAAUACACCAGGCUGAUCUAGAGGAAGCUACAGACAGAAUACACCAGGCUGAUCUAGAGGAAGCUACAGACACCAUACACCAGGCUGAUUUAGAGGAUGCUACAGACAGAAUACAACAGGCUGAUCUAGAGGAAGCUACAGAAAGAAUAUAUCAGGCUGAUCUAGAGGAAGCUACAGACAGAAUAUACCAGGCUGACCUAGAGGAAGCUACAGACAGAAUACAACAGGCUGAUCUAGAGGAAGCUACAGAAAGAAUAUACCAGGCUGAUCUAGAGGAAGCUACAGACAGAAUACAUCAGGCUGAACUAGAGGAAGCUACAGACAGAAAACACCAGGCUGAUCUAGAGGAAGCUACAGACCCCAUACACCAGGCUGAUUUAGAGGAUGCUACAGACAGAAUACACCAGGAUGAUCUAGAGGAAGCUACAGACAGAAUAAACCAGGCUCAUCUAGAGGAAGCUACAGACAGAAUACACCAGGCUGAUCUAGAGGAAGCUACAGACAGAAUAAACCAACCUGAUCUAGAGGAAGCUACAGACACCAUACACCAGGCUGAUCUAGAGGAAGGUAUAGACAGAAUACACCAGGCUGAUCUAGAGGAAGCUACAGACAGAAUAAACCAACCUGAUCUAGAGGAAGCUACAGACACCAUACACCAGGAUGAUCUAGAGGAAGCUACAGACAGAAUAAACCAGGCUGAUUUAGAGGAAGCUACAGACAGAAUACACCCAGAAUACACCAGGCUGAUCUAG
Molecule: messenger RNA, 1449 nt
Organism: Mizuhopecten yessoensis (Yesso scallop)
Lineage: Eukaryota; Metazoa; Mollusca; Bivalvia; Pectinida; Pectinidae
Product: CUE domain-containing protein 5-like
Exons: 2
Coding region: 1-1449 (482 amino acids)
Source: RefSeq, a predicted model, not a curated record